Molecule: messenger RNA, 3663 nt
Organism: Aspergillus campestris IBT 28561
Lineage: Eukaryota; Fungi; Ascomycota; Eurotiomycetes; Eurotiales; Aspergillaceae
Product: putative guanine deaminase
Exons: 4
Coding region: 1-3663 (1220 amino acids)
Biological process (GO): regulation of DNA-templated transcription; DNA-templated transcription; guanine metabolic process
Cellular component (GO): cytosol
Molecular function (GO): DNA binding; DNA-binding transcription factor activity, RNA polymerase II-specific; zinc ion binding
Source: RefSeq, a predicted model, not a curated record
AUGACCAACCGAGACCCUGAAUUUCGGCAUCAGCUGGGGAAAUUCCGGCUGGAUUCGUCUCUGCCGCCUCCGCAUUCCGUCUCGUCUCCUCCGUUAUCGCGACAUCCUCACCCUCCCCCGCAGGAACCGUCGCCGACCGCACUCAACCCGCCCUCCCCCCUCCACGUCCCCGGUCCCCAUCGCAGCAAGCGCGUCUCCACGGCCUGCGACUUCUGUCGCAAGCGGAAGAAGAAAUGUGAUUUUCGCUAUCCCAAUUGUUCCGCCUGUACACGGGCCGGCGUCCGCUGCACCAUCCCGCCUCCGGGACCGCAGGUCGCCAACGCGUCCGUGCCCCGCGACCAGCUCGAAAAUUUGCAGAAUCGGGUCCGAUGGCUGGAGGACAUGGUGCGCCGCCAGACGGGCGUUUCGGUAGCCAACCGGCCCACGGGGAGCGCGCUCGACGGUGCCGGGGAGGGCGACGCCGACGGGUGGUAUCAGGUCCCGGCGAUUAUGAUGACGCGCGGCGCCUCUCCCCGUCCAGCCACGGCUAAUGCGGCGGCGGCCGCAGUCACCGCAUCGGCUUCGAGUCCGACGGGGGCCACCAGCCCAUCGGCGGCCGUGGCUCCCGAGCUGCCUAACGUUGGGGAGAUCUUUCGCGACCAGCUGGAGCAUCGUCGGCCGUCGGUCGCGCGGCCAGUCUCGUCUGCCCCGCGCGUCGUGCGCCUGCCCUCGCUGGCGGAGGCGGAGCGCGUGUCCGCGCAGUACUUCGACAGCAUGGGAUACCAGUACCCAUUCCUGGACCGGUCCGAGUUCAUGGGGCAUCUGCGUCGCAUCUACGCGGGGGAGACGCCCGGGCCCGAGGUGGUCUACAGCUACCACAUCACCAUCGCCAUCGCCCUGUUGAUCGGGUCGGCGGACGAGACGCAGACCGCCAAUUUCUACCGCGCCAGUCAGGAAACGCUAUCGUUGGCGCUGCAGAACGAGGAUCUGGCCGCAGUGCGGGCGCUGCUAAGCCUGGGGCUCUACACCAUGUUCGCGACGACGGGGCCGAGUGUGUGGCAUGUCCUGGGUUCGGCGCUGCGGCUCGCCACAAGCCUGGGGUUGCAUCGCGCUCGGCCGGGGAUGAACCUCGUGGACGAGGAGAUGUCGAAGCGUGCGUUUUGGAGUUUGUACAAUCUGGAUCGGCUGAUCGCCAGCACCCUGGGUCGACCAUUGGGUAUCGCGGACGACGACAUCAGCGUGGCAUUGCCGCGGGAGCUGAACGAGGAUUGGACGGAGGCCCCAGGCACCAGUCCCAUGACUAUUCCGCUGCAGGUCGUCCGGCUGCGACGCAUCUUCUCGCGCAUCUAUCGCUACCUAUAUAACAACCAGCCGCCUCCGCCGGCGUCCGAGGCUGUGACGAUGCUGCGACACUUCCGCCAGGAGCUGGACGAUUGGAGGCGCGCGGCCCCCGUCUAUCCGCCGGCCCUUCUGUACUCGACCAGCUACUACGAUUACCUAUACGCGACGACCCUGCUGCUAAUGCACCGGCCCAGUCCACGGAACCCGAUGCCGGAUUCGACCAGCAUCGUAGGCUGCGGCGACGCCAGCAUACAGGUGAUCCGAUCGUACUGGGACAGCUUUUCGGUAGGGAAGAUCAAGUGGAUCUGGUUGACGCUGAGCCAGACGUAUUUUGCGGGCAUCACCAUCCUGUGGUGUCUGAAUCAAAACCUCCGUACCGUGCAGGCCGGACAGCCUGCGGUGUGGAAGCCCGACGACCAGACGAUCCGCCGCGCCACGCAGGCGGUGGUCGUGCUGUUAGAGGAGUUUAGCAAGCGACGGCCUGGGGUGGAACGACUAGCGGAGACGUUCCGACAGCAGAGCACGAUGCUGUUCAGCCACCUGGCGUAUCAGCAGGAGCAACAACAAGAGAUGUUCCAGCAGCAACAACACCAGCAUCCACCCCUACCACAGCACCUGCAUCAACCCCAGCAGCAACAGAUGCCACCCCCACCACCACCAUCCUCGUCCCUCUCUCACACCCAGUCGCCGCUACAUCCCGAUUCGCAGCCGCACUUGCUGGUCGCACCACCGGUGCCGCUCGCGCCGGUCCUCGACGAAGUGUUGCUGGUGGAUGGGUCGGGGACGAUGCCGGUGAUGGAUCCGCAGUUGGCGGAGCAGUUAUUUUAUUCGACCUUGUUGUUUUCCUAUGUACCAGAAAUCUACGCGGUGCCUUACCAGAUAAACCACAUUAAGAACACAUCAACAAUGCCCACCCAAACCGCUCGCGCUUUCUACGGCACCCUCGUACACACCCCCGAACCAACCAACCUCGAAGUCCACCACAACACCCUCCUCAUAAUCUCCCCCACCGGCAUCAUCCAACCCUUCCAGCCAUCCACCCCAGCCAACACCAUCCCCUCAAUCCUCGCCUCCAACAACUACACCCUAGAAACCUGCCCCUUAACAACCCUCUCACCCAACGAGUUCCUCCUCCCCGGUUUCAUAGACACCCACAACCACGCCCCACAGUGGUCCCAACGCGGCACAGGCCGGGGCAUCGACCUCCUAACCUGGCUGGAAAAGAUCACCUUCCCACACGAAGCGCGCUGCGCGGACACAACCCACGCCACGAGGCUCUUCAAGAACUGCGUUGCGGGAGGCCUCAAGCAGGGUAUCACAACCGCCUGCUACUACAGCUCGCUGCACGUAGAGGCGACGACCAUUCUGGCACAAACAUGUCUGGAACAGGGCCAGCGCGCCCUGGUCGGUCGGUGCGCAAUGGACCGCAACGCGCCAAGCUGGUACGUCGACGCGGACUCCGCCACUGCUAUCGCCGCGACAAAAACCUCCAUCGCGCAGAUCAAAGCACUGGAUCCCAACGGUGAGCUCGUGCGACCAGUGAUCACGCCGCGGUUUGCCAUCAGCUGUAGCUACACGACCCUGCAACGCCUGGGAGAUCUGGCAACAACACACCGGGAUCUGCCAAUCCAAACGCACUUCAACGAGUCGCGGGGCGAGAUGGAGUUCACCAAGGAACUCUUCCCACAGUAUGACACCGAGGCAGAAAUGUACGAGUCGCUUGGACUGCUCGGGCCGCGAACGAUCCUCGCACACGCAAUCUAUCCAAGCAAGUGGGAGAUAGGGCGUAUGCAGGCGCGGCGAUGUGGGAUCGCGCACUGUCCGACGCCGAAUACGACGAUGGAUGAGUUUAUGGUUGCGCCGAUUAGGGAGUAUCUGCGGCGGGGGAUGAAAGUUGGACUGGGGACGGAUUGUGGGGGUGGGUUUUCGGGGUCGAUGUUGGAGGUUAUGAGGUGGGCUUUUAUGGUUUCUGUUGCUGGGAAGGGAGGGGUCAGGGGUGAGGAUGCGACGGGAUCUGGAGGAUCUGGAGAGGUUGAGGGCGGGGCGAAGGCUGGGGAGGAGAUUUCUCUGGUUGAGGGACUGUGGAUGGCGACUGCUGGGGGAGCGAAGGUCGCUGGGCUGGGUGAUAAGGUGGGUUUCUUUGCGGAGGGGAUGGAGUUUGAUGCGAUGGUUGUGAGGACGGCGGGGUGGGAGGAUGAGGGGGAGGGAGUAGAUGGGGUGAUGGCGUUGGUGGAGGAGGGGGAUGACAUGGAAGCUGUUGUAGAGAGAUUUGUGAUGACGGGGGAUGAUCGGAAUAUUCGACGGGUGUUUGUUAAGGGGCGGGAGGUCAAGUCGUUGGAUUAG